AUGCAUUAUCAGACUGAAGUAGUCAACCGCUGCCUUGAAAAUUAUCUGCAAUGUUUUGUUGGUGAUCGACCAAAGGAUUGGGUUCAUUGGCUACCUUGGGCUGAAUGGUGGUACAAUACAACAUACCACUCUUUAAUCAAACAAACACCAUUUGAGGCCUUGUAUGGAAGACCCCCACCGCUCAUUACUUCCUAUACUCAUGGUAGCUCGUGUGUCCAUCAGGUGGAUUGCGACUUUAGAAAUAGAGAUCGCAUGCUCGAGCUUUUGAAGCAUAAUUUGGUUGAGGCACAAUCAAGGAUGAAGCAGCAGGCUAAUAAGGAUCGCAGUGAACGUGAGUUUGAGGCCGGUGAUAGGGUGUUUUUGCGAUUGCAGACUUAUAAGCAGGUCUCUAUUCAAGUUCGUUCGUCCAAGAAGUUGUCUCCCCGCUUUUAUGGUCCUGACAAGGUCAUUGAUCGUGUAGGACCAGUGGCUUACCGUCUUGACUUGUCUGUUGGGACAAAAAUUCAUCUUGUAUUCCAUGUUUCUUGCUUAAAUAGAAAUUGGGUGAUCAAGUUUCUGUUCAGAGCUAACUUCCUGAGGUCACUCUUACUGGUGACACUAGGUUUGAGCCAAAAAGUAUCUUGCAAAGCCGACUUGUCAAGCGAAGUAAUCAUGCUGAAGUAG
Molecule: messenger RNA, 663 nt
Organism: Prunus armeniaca (apricot)
Lineage: Eukaryota; Viridiplantae; Streptophyta; Magnoliopsida; Rosales; Rosaceae
Source: the annotation of a GenBank genome assembly